Messenger RNA from Nylanderia fulva, 1289 nucleotides. It is a transcript of the gene CPR16, whose product is annotated as cuticular protein 16. The record is from RefSeq and is a predicted model, not a curated record. Gene Ontology annotation, molecular function: structural constituent of chitin-based larval cuticle. Gene Ontology annotation, cellular component: chitin-based extracellular matrix. NCBI's taxonomy places the organism in Eukaryota, Metazoa, Arthropoda, Insecta, Hymenoptera, Formicidae.
CUCUCGCCGGGAUUAUCCUAGACGAGCGAAAAAAAGUCACCAGAUCACGAUCGAUCGACGGUUCACCAACGCAAUCAAUUUGAUUCAUCCGAGGACGAUCAUGAUACUCGCAAUUUUGUGUAGUCUCGUCGUUGGACGAGCCAUCGCUUCACCCAUCGCCAAUGUUUGGCUUAGUCCGAUACCAGCCCUUUCGCCAUUGAGACAAUUCCACAUACAAGACGGAUCGGGGUCUUAUCAGUAUUCCUUCACGGGUCCUCAUCAUGCCAAAGCGGAAUCUACUUUGAACGGUGUAACGCAGGGUGGAUACUCCUAUAUCGAUGCGAAUGGUAUUCUGCAAACGGUCUCGUACACGGCGGACGAUGAGAACGGAUUCAGGGUCAGCGCAAGCAAUUUGCCGCAAGCUCCGAAGAAAGAAUUGCAAACGAUACAAGACACGCCAGAAGUGGCUGCGGCGAAAAGAAAUCAUCUCGAGGAGUUGCAGAAGUCGCAACAGGCGAAUUGGCAGGAUCAGAAUCUCCUGUCGUAUAAAAUCGUGCCGUCGUACUUCAGCUUUGCCCAAAUCCAGCAAGAUCAAAACAGCAAAAACGAAUUGAACCCCAACACGCGAGAAACGCAAAGUACCAAGAAUCCAUUUUUGCUGACAAGAUCGGAGGCGGAGAAAAUCGAUGUCCCCAAGCCAGAUCCGAGUCUCUCGAAGGUAUCGCCUGCGCCUUCAAAUCCCACCACUAUCUCGUCAUCACCCACUUCAGCAUCAUUAAAGGAGAGUACGCUUCUCAAGCGCGAACAGUCGCAGACGUCUUAUUCUAAUCAGAAUGCGUUGCAGCUGGGAAAGUUUGUACCGCUUGUCACCAGUGUCCCGAGACCGGUAGCCGUGCCUACGUCCUACGUACUUCCGGUGAUGCCUUACAGACUCCUUCACAGUUCGCUGCAUCAUACCCAGGAUUCUCUGGGCCAAUACGAUUACAGUUACACCGGGGACUCGAGCGCCAAAACCGAAUCCAGAUCGCUCGACGGUACCAAGGGAGCCUAUAGUUACAUCGAUCCCAAUGGGAUCCUUCAGCAGGUGCAUUACAUCGCUGAUCAUAAUGGAUUCAGGGUUAUGGCAACUAAUCUGCCCGAAGCGAAAUGAUGAUGCAGUAAUGUCCCGCGGGACUUGAAAGCGUUCGUUUUGGAAAAAAAAUCGCGGUAUCAUAUGUAUGAGAUGUCAAAACGUUAAUGUCAUAUACAACUUUUAUUUCUGAAUUUCAGAUUUUUUAAAUGCUGGACUUUAAUUCAUUUUUAAACUUGGA